AUGCUAACACCCCCAGCCUGGCGCAAGUUCCUCAAAGACCUCAUCACCUACUUCCGCGAGGUCGCCGCCUCGUACGAACACCGCGCAAAGUCGCUCGUCAAAGUCUCCAACGUCAUCAACAACACCAAUGCCCCCUCCUCGCUCCUUGUCGAUGGCGGCCUGGGCGACGCCAACCGCAUCCUCCGCGAUUUCCACAAGCAGGCCAUUGCCGAGGCCACCAAGGCCCGAGACGUCGAGACAGACGUCAUCAGCCAAUUGAGUGGCCUGAGGGCCGAUCUUGCCCAGAAGAUCAAGGAGAUCAAGUCACUGUCGGGCAAUUUUAAGAACAACGUCGAAAAGGAAAAGGAACUCACCAGAAAGUGCGUCACUGCCCUCGACGAGGUCCUCGCAACCGCCGAGGCAGACCCUACAGCCGCCGCCGGCAAGGGUGAUCCCUAUGUGGUCCGUCUGGGGGUCGAGCGCCAGGUCGAGCGCCAGAUUGACGAAGAGAACUAUCUCCAUAGGGCCUACCUCAACCUAGAAAACUCGGGCCGCGAACUCGAGUCGAUUGUCGUUGGCGAAAUCCAAAAGGCCUACAAUGCCCUCGCCAGCAUCCUGAAGCGCGACGCCGACGAGCAGUACAGCACGGUCGAGAGACUGCGUAACGGCCCAAUUGCCAUGCCCCGCGACCUCGAGUGGAACAAGUUUGUGCGGAGCGACCCUCACUUUGUCGACCCCGACAUGCCCCUGCGCAAACUCGACGACAUCCAGUACCCCGGCAAAUAUCACCCAGCCACCAUGGAGGUCAGGGCCGGCAUGCUCGAGCGGAAGAGCAAGUACCUCAAGUCCUACACACCAGGCUGGUACGUCUUGUCGCCAACCCAUCUCCACGAGUUCAAAUCGGCCGACCGCAUCUACACGCAACCUCCCGUCAUGUCCCUAUAUCUGCCAGACCAAAAGCUUGGCUCUCGCUCCCAGCCCGGAAGUUCCUCGCACAAGUUUGUUAUCAAAGGCCGCCAAGCUGGAUCCAUGCACCGCGGCCACACUUGGGUAUUCCGGGCAGAGACGUACGAGACCAUGGUGGCUUGGUUUGACGACAUCAAGGCCUUGACAGAGAAGAGCGGAGAGGAGCGCAAUGCCUUUGUUCGCCGACACGCAAGCGUUAGGAGUACCAGUGCUGGCAGCGCUCGCUCAGCAAGCUCUGACGGCGGGCUCGAGGAAGACGAGGCAGACGCAGUUCCCUUCUCGGCCAGCCAGUCCAUGAAAGAACAGACCACAGGCCAGUCUCCGGUGCGACCGACACGACCUUCUCCAGGUGGGCGAUUUCCGUCUGAUUUGAUGGUCAACCGUAACUUACAAGCUCCUCUCUCGCCAUCUAGUGGAAGUUCAGAGGUCGGCCAGGAUCUAGCAACCAUGUCCGGAGGUCUGCCACAGGGAAUGCACCCCAUGUAUUUUGCGCAUACGCCUGCUCAUCAGUCUGGUGAGCCAGCCCAUGCCACUCAGUAUGCUCAACCGAUUGCACAAUACCCACAACCCGCAUACGAGGACCCCUAUGCGGCCCAGCAAUCGUACGUACCCGAACACCGCGACUACCCGGUCCAGCCUGUUCAUAAUGAGAGCUACGAUCUACCAUACUCUGAGAACAACCAUACCAUUCAACGCCAAGAUAGCAGGGACUAUGGCAAUUGGCUGGCACCCGCCGCUGGUGGGAUAGCAACUGGAGCCUUGGCCAGCGAAGCAUACCGCAGAAAGCAAUUGGCACAGCAACAUGCAGACGCUCAGCAACAGGAGUUGAACGGACAUUCCGAGCAGCAAUAUUCUGCUGAACAUGUUCAGACGCCAAAUCACCCACAGUCGACCCAUGAAAUCAUGCCUGAUCAAAUCGACGACACUGGUUACGUUGCACCUGCUGCACAGCCAGCAUCCGCUCCAGUGGUAGUCCCAAUCGACAACCAGAGUCACCACCAGCAAAACAAGGCGCCCGAAUCCCCAGCGAACAAGUCUUUUUUAGAUGGGUCUGAAGUAGGUGCCGCCCCUACUUCUGGAAAGACUAUCAAUGGCGGACCUGUUCCUGCUGAGUUGGUAGAUACUGCAGAGGAUAUGGAACACCCUGGCAUGGUCAAAAGGACUGGUACUGAUUUCAGUGUCAGCGAUCUGCACGUUCCGGGCGAAUAUCCCAGGACGAGCAUCGGCGAUGGCACAGUCACUCCAAGGAUGCCUAACGGGACUACAGUGUAGCAGUCUGGACCUUUUAAAAUACAUGAUUGUAUAGGCAUUUGACUGGUAUGGGUAACGAAAUACACGAUGGUGCACAUGGUACACAUGGUACACAUGGUACACAUGGUACACAUGGUACACAUGGUACACAUGGUACACAUGGUUCACGAUGGGUUCACGAUACAUGGUAUAGGCAGGAAUAUUGGGUUGGCCAAGAGCAUGGGAUACACUUGGGCCGUUUAUUCCGUGAAGCAUAUCGGCCUCGUUGCGAUUUCAUCCUUACUCGACACAAUAUUCUCCUUUUUCCGUGAUUCUUUUUUCUUCCCUCUUUUUUUCUGAGCGAGAGAGCUUUCCACCUUCGUUGAGCGGUGUUUUUUCUGCUACCGCGCCCCUCUCCCGCCAUUUGAUACCCAGCGCAAUAUCCCUCCCCACUGACAGAGUAUACAUGCUUUUUUU
Exserohilum turcica Et28A is the source of this 2652-nucleotide messenger RNA. RefSeq lists its product as uncharacterized. The coding region runs from base 1 to 2217 and encodes 738 amino acids. The record is from RefSeq and is a predicted model, not a curated record. The transcript is spliced from 3 exons. Lineage: Eukaryota; Fungi; Ascomycota; Dothideomycetes; Pleosporales; Pleosporaceae.